Messenger RNA from Helianthus annuus (common sunflower), 2028 nucleotides. RefSeq names its product probable serine/threonine-protein kinase PIX7. The record is from RefSeq and is a predicted model, not a curated record. The transcript has 6 exons. Gene Ontology annotation, biological process: protein phosphorylation. Gene Ontology annotation, molecular function: protein kinase activity; ATP binding. Bases 520 to 1875 code for a protein of 451 amino acids. Lineage: Eukaryota; Viridiplantae; Streptophyta; Magnoliopsida; Asterales; Asteraceae.
UCUCUCUCUCUCUCACACACACACACACAAAUUCUCAUCUUGAUAACUCUCCUGUCGUCUCUCAUCUUUUUCUUGAAAAAAUUUAUUAAAAAACACAUGUAGUAGUUAAUACUCUUUACUCACUCAACAUCUACUUAUAUGUAAGUAAUCUUUGAUCCUGUCUCUAUCAACAAAAUACUACAUUUUUAAUUUCAUCACUGUCAACUGUUCACUCCUCACUUUCUUGAUUCUUUAGGUUUCUUGAAAUCUUUUUAUUCAAAUUUCACCCCCACCAUAGCUUUUGCAUGUCCUUUUGUCAUUUGGGUCAUACCCUUUUGACCCAUUUUUGUUUCAAUUCAAGUUUUCAACCCAUUUUCUCUUGUGGGUAUCACUUGUUUUGUCCAUCUGCUUAUGGGUUUUGAAAAAAGUUCAGUUCUUGAUAGUGAAACGUACGUUCAGUUACAUUUGGGUCUUUUUCAAGAAAUCUGGUUUUGUGAGUCUGUUUGGAGGGUAAUUUAGGGUUUUUCUUGUGGAGGAAAAAUGGGUAUUGAUUCUGAACAAAUGGGGACUAGGAAUGUAGAUAAAAUGCACAAGAAAGAUGAUGAGAUUGAGGUGAAAGGAUGUUGGGUUAAGUUUAGAUUCUUUGGAAAGUGUAUAUCCACAAGGUCUAAAGUGGAGACUUCUAUUUGUGACCAGCCCGUUGUUCCAACCGCUUCAUCUGCAACCACAAGCAACGGGGGAAGCACCCCAUCUACACCAAAUGUAAAAGAUGAGCUAAAAAUAGCUUCUCAGCUUCGAAAGUUCAACUUCAAUGAACUUAAAUUGGCAACAAGGAGUUUUAGACCCGAGAGUCUACUCGGUGAGGGUGGCUUUGGUCGUGUUUUCAAAGGAUGGAUCAAUGAGAACGGGACCGCACCCGUGAAACCGGGCACGGGUCUAUCGGUUGCGGUCAAGACUCUUAAUCAUGAUGGGGUUCAGGGUCACAAAGAAUGGCUUGCGGAAGUUAAUUUUCUUGGUGAUCUCUCGCAUCCUAAUUUGGUUAAAUUGAUUGGUUAUUGCAUUGAGGAUAACCAAAGGUUGCUUGUGUAUGAGUUUAUGCCUCGUGGAAGCCUUGAAAAUCAUCUUUUCAGACGGUCGUUGCCGCUACCGUGGGCCACUAGAAUGAAAAUUGCUCUAGGUGCCGCAAAGGGUCUUGCUUUUCUUCACGAGGAAGCUGAAAGACCCGUCAUUUAUCGAGAUUUUAAGACUUCAAAUAUUUUACUAGAUGCGGAUUACAACGCGAAGCUUUCAGAUUUUGGACUCGCUAAAGAUGGCCCGGAAGGCGAUAAUACUCAUGUAUCUACUCGGGUCAUGGGAACUUAUGGAUAUGCUGCACCAGAAUAUGUGAUGACAGGACACUUGACAUCGAAGAGUGACGUUUACAGUUUCGGAGUGGUUUUACUCGAGAUGAUAACGGGCCGGAGAUCAAUGGACAAAAACCGACCCAACGGGGAGCAUAAUCUAGUAGAAUGGGCAAGACCGUAUCUAGGUGAGCGACGGCGGUUGUACCAAAUAAUAGACCCGUUACUUGAAGGUCGAUUCUCAGUAAGAGGCGCACAAAAGGCUGCUCAAUUGGCUACCCUAUGCCUUAACCGUGACCCGAAAGCCAGACCUCUAAUGAGUGACGUUUACGAAGUGUUGAAACCGCUCGUGGACCUGAAUGACAUGGCUUGUUCCUCGCCUUAUUUUCAGGCGUUACACUUGCAGCAGGCUGAACGAGCUAGCCCGAACCAUGGCAGUAGAAAUGGUACGGGGUUGAAAGGCCCGCCGAUGAGGAGCUUGUCGGUUUCAAGGUGUCCGAAUGGGUCUCCUUAUCAUAAUGAUCAACCGUUUCGGUCUCCACGACCGGUCAGAUAACUAGAGUUGAGAAGGGGGUGUGAGUUUAUGGUUGGUAAUAUUUCAGCUUCUAGAUGAUCCAUGAAUGACUUGUGAAAUUUCAUCAUUUUGUUCUUAAUGAUGGUCGUUUCAUAUUUCUAACAGAAUUUUAAAUCAAAUUUCAUCAGUUUGUUA